Messenger RNA from Dentiscutata erythropus, 546 nucleotides. The record is from the annotation of a GenBank genome assembly. NCBI's taxonomy places the organism in Eukaryota, Fungi, Glomeromycota, Glomeromycetes, Diversisporales, Gigasporaceae.
AUGAGAUUUCAUUUGGAUAGCUUUAUUCGUAAUAUCUGUCAAGCUAUAAUUGAAAAGUUUAACAAAUAUUGGGAGCAUAGCAGCUUCUUACAUAUGACUGCAUGUAUUCUUGAUCCCUGCUACAAAAUGCAAUUUAUUUCAUAUUAUUAUUGUGAAAAGGAAAAAUUGACAGUAUAUGAUCUUAAUGAAAAAAUGCAAGAUAUUCAAGUAAAAUUUGAAGAUUUAUAUCUUCGCACAUAUCAUUCCCUAUCAACUAGUGAUUAUGAUAAUGGAAAUAUUGUUAAUAUUGAAAGUAAUAUAUCAAUAUUUGAAAAUCAUAUUGAUGAUUUCUUCAAAUAUGCAGCAAAACAAACCUGGGUUAGCAAAAAUGAUCCACUUUCCAAAGUGAAACAAUAUUUAGAUGAACCAAUCGCUUCGAAAAAUAUCAACAUACUUGAAUGGUGGAAACAUAAUAAGGAUCAGCUUCCCAACUUAUCAGCAAUGGCCCAAGACUUUUUAGCUAUACCUGCUACAACGUUGUAUCAGAACAGAUGUUUAGCUAUGCAG